AUGGCCCUCAACAAGUUGGGAAUCGACAAGCUAAAUUUAGCCGGAAAGAGAGUGCUCAUGAGGGUGGACUUCAACGUGCCUCUAAAAGAGGGCGUCAUAACCAACAACCAGAGGAUCGUCGCCGCUCUGGAGACGGUCAAGUAUGCCAUCGACCAGAAGGCGAAGAGCAUCGUUCUGAUGUCCCAUCUGGGAAGGCCGGAUGGUAACAAGAACCCCAAGUUCACGAUGAAACCGGUCGCCGACGAGCUGACCAAACUGUUGAACAGAGAAGUGACCUUCCUGCCAGAUUGCGUAGGGCCGGAGGUGGAGAGCGCCUGCCAGGAUCCGAAACCCGGAUCCGUCUUCCUCCUGGAGAACCUUCGCUUCCACGUGGAGGAGGAAGGCAAAGGUAUCGACGCAGCCGGCAAGAAGAUCAAAGCUGAACCGGAGAAGGUUCAAGCCUUCCGUCAGAGUCUCAGGAAGUUGGGCGACCUCUUCGUCAACGAUGCUUUCGGCACCGCGCAUCGUGCACAUUCCAGCAUGAUGGGUGACGGUUUCGAUGUUCGCGCCGCCGGUUUCCUGCUGAAGAAGGAACUUCAAUACUUCGCCAAAGCCUUGGACAAUCCUGAAGCUCCGUUUUUGGCCAUUCUUGGUGGUGCUAAAGUCGCAGACAAGAUCCAACUGAUCGAAAACCUUCUCGAUAAGGUCAACGAGAUGAUCAUCGGCGGAGGAAUGAGCUACACCUUCUUGAAGGAAUCCAGAGGAAUGAAGGUAAUAUAG
This is a messenger RNA of Nicrophorus vespilloides, 759 nucleotides long. RefSeq names its product phosphoglycerate kinase-like. Gene Ontology annotation, cellular component: cytosol. The coding region runs from base 1 to 759 and encodes 252 amino acids. Gene Ontology annotation, molecular function: ADP binding; ATP binding; phosphoglycerate kinase activity. Gene Ontology annotation, biological process: gluconeogenesis; glycolytic process. The transcript is spliced from 4 exons. NCBI's taxonomy places the organism in Eukaryota, Metazoa, Arthropoda, Insecta, Coleoptera, Silphidae. The record is from RefSeq and is a predicted model, not a curated record.